Molecule: messenger RNA, 639 nt
Organism: Charadrius vociferus (killdeer)
Lineage: Eukaryota; Metazoa; Chordata; Aves; Charadriiformes; Charadriidae
Product: ubiquitin-conjugating enzyme E2 R2
Exons: 4
Coding region: 68-544 (158 amino acids)
Biological process (GO): ubiquitin-dependent protein catabolic process; protein polyubiquitination
Molecular function (GO): ubiquitin conjugating enzyme activity
Source: RefSeq, a predicted model, not a curated record
CCAGGCUCACAUUAAAUUUCCUAUUGACUAUCCAUAUUCACCACCUACCUUCAGAUUUCUGACCAAAAUGUGGCACCCCAACAUUUAUGAGAAUGGAGAUGUAUGUAUUUCAAUUCUUCACCCACCUGUAGAUGACCCACAAAGCGGAGAGCUGCCAUCUGAGAGGUGGAACCCUACCCAAAAUGUCAGGACUAUCUUACUGAGUGUAAUCUCUUUGCUUAACGAGCCCAACACAUUCUCUCCUGCCAACGUGGAUGCGUCAGUCAUGUUCAGGAAAUGGAGGGACAGUAAAGGAAAGGACAAGGAGUACGCUGAAAUCAUAAGGAAACAGGUUUUGGCUACCAAAGCUGAGGCAGAGAAGGAUGGUGUGAAGGUCCCCACUACGCUGGCAGAAUACUGCAUCAAAACUAAAGUGCCUUCCAAUGACAACAGUUCAGAUUUGCUUUAUGAUGACUUGUAUGAUGACGAUAUUGAUGAUGAAGACGAGGAGGAAGAGGAUGCUGACUGUUACGAUGACGAUGAUUCUGGCAAUGAGGAGUCGUGACCUGCUCCCUCUAUGCCCCUGUACUGCCCUGCCGACUCAGGCCAGAAGGGAGCAGCGGUAACCUAGCAGCAGUCCAGCAAAAAAGUGUGGGGGGG